This is a messenger RNA of Hyphopichia burtonii NRRL Y-1933, 8205 nucleotides long. RefSeq names its product Gcn1p (gene GCN1). The record is from RefSeq and is a predicted model, not a curated record. Gene Ontology annotation, cellular component: cytosol. Bases 1 to 8205 code for a protein of 2734 amino acids. Gene Ontology annotation, biological process: regulation of translation; cellular response to amino acid starvation. NCBI's taxonomy places the organism in Eukaryota, Fungi, Ascomycota, Pichiomycetes, Serinales, Debaryomycetaceae. The transcript has a single exon. Gene Ontology annotation, molecular function: protein kinase regulator activity.
AUGAGUGAUGUAAAUGAAGAUACCCGGUUAUCGUGGGAUUAUAUCAAGGACAAUUACCAGCAAUUCAUUUACUCAUCUUUAACCAAGAGAAGAAUCAAUUUUUUGAAUAAUUUAUCAAACUUAUUGAUUGCAAAUCAAAUUAUCAAUGAUGAUGAUAAGAUUUUGGGAGUAAUUGCUAAAACAUUACUCAAUACUUAUAAUUAUUACUCCGACCAUGAUUCAAGAUUGGCGGUUUUACAAGUGUUGGAAAGCUAUGUAAAAUUUGAUUCAAAUUACUUGAAAAUUUUCAUUAAAUAUUUAAAUACUUUAUGUUUAAAUAAUCAAUUUUCCUUAGCAAUCACGGAUUAUUUGACCUUAUUAAGCUGGAUCAAUAAAUUGAACAACGUCAGUUUCCAAUUGAACUUAGUUAAUGAUGAAAUCUUAACUCAACUCAUUUUAACUCAAAGUUUAUUAUUAAAUAGUACAAUUACAACCAGUUCCAAUUUUAAAUUCUCAAAACAUAUAAGGAGAGUCUAUGAUUCUACCAUUGCUUCUACUAAAGCUUCAAUCUCAAUUGCAUUAUCAAGCUCCUCCGAUGAUCUUAUUGAUACCUAUAUAAGUACUUUACUAAAUUCAACUCCUCAUAAAUCAAAUUUAUCAAUUAUACUUAAUUUUGCCGGUGUUUUAUCAAGUUCAAUCUUAGAUUUACAACCAAUUCAUCCUUCUUUUUAUAAUCAUUUAUUUGAAAAUUUGAACGAUUCAAAAUUGAAAAUCCUUGAUUAUUAUACUGGACAUGUUUUAACUGCUAAAGUUCCUCCAAUUCCCCAAUCUUUAGAUAUUUUCCACCAAUACUUCAUUCAUAAUUUCAUAGUCCAAGAUGAUUUCGCAAUUAAAUUAUUACCUGCUUUGGAAAAAUCAAUCUUGAGAUCAAGUGAUUAUACUUUUGGCUCCAAUCUUGUCAUUUCCCUAUUUGAGAACUUGAAUCAAUCAAAAGUAAAUUUGAGUGAUAUCUUGAUUGGCUCCAAAUUAUUGAAUCAUAUUUUUUCCGGUAUUAAAUCUUCGAAACCUUUGGUGAGAUUGAAUGCUUCCAAAACUUUAAUCAAGAUUAUCGAUUCCUUAAUUGUUUCAAUGUCUUCGGAAAAUUUUAACAAAUUGAUUGAUGAAAUUUUGAAAAAUUAUAAAGCAACUUCAAAUUCUGAUAUUAAGUUCGAUCUUAUUAACUUAUUGAAAUUUUUACCUAAAAAUUUGGACGUUUCUUUGAAAAUUUGUAAAGAUUUAAAUCCAAUCGUUUCAAAAGAUCAAAAUGAAACUUCUUUAACUGGUUUGGUAAACUCAUUCAUUACUCAUUUCUUAAAUAUCAUCAAUAAUGAAGCUUGGAAUGACACCGAUGUUUCAAGUUUCGAAAAUCAAAUUAAAACUGGAUUGGCCGACAAAAAAACUCAAUUAAGAAAAAUUUGGUUCUUGGAAUUAGGUAACCAAUUGUUCGAUUUCAAUUCCCAAAUUUCUUCAAGAUUUGGCAAUUUCUUAUCAAGCAUUCAUCCAGUGAUGUUGAAAUCCUUAGAUGAAGCUCAAGCAUCUCCUUUACCAACAAUCACAAAUAAAAGCAUCGUUUGUUCUUAUGUCACUAUUGCUUUAUCCCCAAUCUUUGCAAAUGUUUUGGAAAUUGAUUCGAAAAAAGUCUUCGUUGAUUCGUUAAUUGACUCCGGUGAUAAAUUUUCUAUAUUGGUUAGUCCAAAAGUUAUUACAAAAUUAAACGAGUUCGAAUCCAGUUGGUGUACCAAGAGUCUUGUCACUAGCUUGAAUUACAUCGAAUCUUUAAGCUCUGAUGACCAACUUGCUUACGGUUUAUCUUGGUUAUAUUUUAAUAUAUCGACUAAUAUUCCAUAUGAUCAAAGAUUAUUGAGUUUGAAAUUAAUCAAACGUGGUUUCACCCAAAAUCCAAAAAUUUUAAGUAACGCUAUUAUUAAUGCAACUAAUAAGGUUUUGAGUGACCUUGAUGCCAAUUCAAUCGAUCAGGAUUUGUUCAAGUAUAAUUUAAAACUUUUAUCACCAAUAUUUUCCGUCAUCACCACUAAAACCAAUGAUCAAUUCGAAGAAAUAAUUGAACAAAACUUAUCGAGAUUAUUGGUCCCUUCAAAUCAUUCCCAGAUUCCGAUCAAAUUAGAAUGGAUCGGUUUAACUCAAAGAUCCAAUGUUGACGUCGGUAAAUUAGUCGAAUCAAACUAUGAUUCUUUUAUUGAUGAAAUUUACCAUAAUUUAAACUCUUCCAAUACCAACGGUGACGUUUAUAAAGCUUCUUUACGUUCAAUGAGCAUUAUAAGUUUUAUUCGCCCAGACUUGGUUGGUCCUAAAUUAUCGUCAUUACUCAGUCAAGAUUUGAAACUUGAUGCUUUAAAUAACUUAGAUUCAACAAGUGUUCAAAUUUGGAGAGCAAAUCAAAAUGAAUUAGUGGUGGAUGUUUUAGCUGAAAAUGCAAAUGGUAAAAAGAAACAAGAAGAUAAGAAUGCAAAAGAUUAUGAAACUAGAAAAUGGGAAGAAUCCUUGAAAAAAGAAUUAGACGCCAAAAAGAAAUCAAUUCCUAAAAAAUUAACUAAACAAGAACAAACCUUGGUUAAUGAACAAUUAGCUAAAGAACAGGAAAUUCGUUCCAACGUUCAAUCGUCAAUUAAUCAUUACUAUAGGGCUUGGCUUAUCAUUGAAGAUUUAGCUCAAAGUGCAACUCAAGUUGAUAAUGGUGUUAAAUUUUGGUUCCCAGUUGCUAUUUUGCAUACCUUAUCAUUAUUGAAUUUGGACAUAACAAAUGAAAUCUUUGGCAGUUUACCGGUGAAUAUCUAUCUUAAAUUAUCUAACUUAGUUUCUGAUAGAAUCGGUUUAUUAAAACCAUUCGUAGGGUCUGCAACUAUUAGAUUAAACAAUUUCAAAGGUUUAUCAGAAAAUUAUUUGGAUGAACCAAUUUUGGAUUUGAUUAGUCGUAUUUUAUUCAGAAUUAAAAUACUAUCUGACCAAAGACCUUUGGACUCCAUUUCUUUGUCUUACUUAUUACCUUUGGUUGUCAAAGUCUUGGAUAAUGGUAAGAAAGUUGCUAUCAAAAAUUCUACUAAACAGGCUGUUACUUCUGAGUUUGUUCAAGAAGAUCCUGAAGAAGAACAGCUCAUGUUAGCAAUUGAAAUUAUUUCCGCUCAUGCUGAGAUUUUUGAAGAUGAUUCGAUCCCAAGAACUAAAAUUUUGGAAGUCUUGAUUGACCUCAUGAAUUUACCUGCAAAAGCUAAAUUAGCUAAGGAAUGCUUCUUAUCUUUGUGUCAACAUAUCGCUGUAAAUAUCAAUGAACAAGAUUUGAAGUUAUUAUUGGACAAUGUGGUUGUCAGUAAUGUUUUUAUCAAAACUGCCAUCUUGGAAGGUAUCGAUUCUGAAUUUGAUUUAUCGAAUGAUUUAUCAUAUUCGAAUGAAAUUUGGAUUGCCGCUCAUGAUCCUGAUACUAAUUGCGCUGAUUUAGCAAUUACUAUUUGGGAAGACAACAGCUUUAAGGUUGCAGAUGAUGCAUUAGAACAAUUGUUGUCUUUUGCUGGUAAUAAUGAUGCUGGUUUGAGGUUGUCAAUCGCAAAAGCAUUAAUAUCUGCUGCCCGCUCUUUAUCUUCAUCAAACCCUGAUAUUUACACCUCAUUUUUGAAUAAAUUAAUCGACCUUUAUCAUCAGAAAGAGAACCCACCUGCUCCUAAAUUAGAUCAAUUUGGUUUAGCCAUUAGAACUAAGGUUGAUCAAAAAGACCCUUGGGAAGAAAGAUCAACUGUUGCUCUCUGUUUGAAAUUGUUAUCCCCUCAUUUAACUGAAGGAGCCAACAUCCAAACCGUUUUCGACUUUUUGGUCACUGAAAAAGCAUUAGGCGAUAAGGAAGAUUUAGUUCGUCAAGAGUUACAAGACGCUGGUGUCGAAAUUAUCAAGGAUCAUGGUUUAGAGUUUAUGGAAACUUUAAUUCCAAUUUUCGAAACUUGUUUGGGUGAAAAAGAUGAUGGUACUAAAAAACAAGAUAAAAUUAGAGAAUGUGUUAUUAUUUUAUAUGGUGCUUUAGGUCGCCACUUAGAUGCAGCUGAUGAAAGAUUAAAACUCAUUGUUGAAAGAUUAUUGAAAACUCUCAAUACCCCAUCAGAAGAUGUUCAGUUUGCUAUUUCAGAAUGUAUUGCUCCUUUAGUAAAGUCUUUCUCAGACAGGUUAGAACAACAUUUCGAUGAGUUAUUCGAAAAAUUGUUCAAUGGUAAAACCUUGGCUAUAAGACGUGGUGGUGCAUACGGUAUUGCAGGUUUAGUUAAAGGUGCUGGUAUCAAGUCAUUAUCUACUUACGAUGUCAUCAGAACUUUGACCGAUGCAGCAGAUGAUAAGAAAAACCCAGGAAGAAGAGAAGGUGUUUCAUUUGCCUUUGAAUGUUUAUCUUUGAGUUUAGGUAAAUUCUUCGAACCUUAUGUCAUUGAGGUUUUACCAAUAAUUUUGAAAUCCUUGGGUGAUACAGUUCCGGAGGUUAGAGAAGCUACUGAUUUUGCUGCAAGACAGAUUAUGAAGAAUACCACUAGUUUCGGUGUGAAAAAACUCAUUCCUCUUGCCAUUUCUAAUUUAGAUGAAAUUCAAUGGAGAUCCAAAAAAGGUUCCGUUGAGUUAUUAGGUUCAAUGGCAUAUUUGGAUCCAGCUCAAUUAUCAGCAUCUUUGUCUACUAUUGUUCCUGAAAUUGUUGGUGUUUUGAAUGACACCCAUAAGGAAGUUAGAAAAGCUGCGGAUCAAGCUUUGAAGAGAUUUGGUGAUGUUAUCCGUAAUCCAGAAAUUCAAGCCAUUGUCCCUGCUUUAAUCAAUGCUAUUGGUGACCCAACUAAAUACACCGAUGAAGCUUUGGAUAAAUUGAUUAAAACUCAAUUCGUCCAUUACAUUGAUGGUCCUUCCUUAGCCCUUAUCAUUCACGUUAUUCAUAGAGGUAUGAGAGAUAGAUCUGCAGCUACCAAGAGAAAAGCAUGUCAAAUUGUUGGUAACAUGGCGAUUUUAGUUGAUGCUAAAGAUUUACGCCCAUAUUUGUCUCAAUUAGUCCAAGAGUUAGAAGUUGCUAUGGUUGAUCCAGUUCCAGCUACUAGAUCUACCGCUGCUAGAGCUUUGGGUUCUUUGGUUGAAAAAUUAGGUGAAGAUCAAUUCCCAGAUUUGAUUCCUCGUUUAUUAGAUACUUUACAGGAUGAAAACAAAUCUGGUGAUCGUCUUGGUUCUGCUCAAGCAUUAUCUGAAGUCAUCUCUGGUCUUGGUAUUAGUAAAUUGGAUGAAUUAUUACCAGUUAUUUUGACAAACGCUACCAACUCUCGUACCUAUAUUCGUGCUGGUUUCAUGCCACUUUUAUUGUUUUUACCAGUUUGUUUCGGUACCCAGUUCUCUCCAUAUUUGAGUAAGAUCAUUCCACCUAUUUUAGCUGGUUUAGCGGAUGUCGAUGAAGAAAUUCGUGAUACUUCGUUGAGAGCUGGUAGAUUAAUUGUCAAGAACUAUGCCAAGAAGGCUGUUGAUUUGUUACUUCCAGAAUUGGAAGCUGGAUUAUCCGAUUCUAAUUACCGUAUUCGUCUUUCCUCAGUUGAACUUACUGGUGAUUUGUUGUUCCAAGUUACUGGUAUUUCUGGUAAGAAUGAACUUGUUGAAGAACAAGCUGAAUAUUCUGGUGAAGUUAACAAAUCACUCUUGGAAGUUUUGGGUCAAGAACGUCGUGAUCGUGUUUUGGCAGCCUUAUUUGUUUGUCGUUCAGAUGUUACCGGUAUCGUCCGUAGUGCAGCUGUUGAUAUUUGGAAGGCCUUGGUUGCUAAUACUCCUAGAACUGUUAAAGAGAUCUUACCUACUUUGACUACUAUUAUUGUUCGUAGAUUAGCAUCUCCUGAUGAAGUUCAUAGAACUAUUGCUGCUUCUACAUUAGGUGAAAUGGUUCGUAGAGUUGGUGCCAAUGCAUUGGCUCAAUUAUUGCCAACUUUGGAAGAAUCAUUGGUUACUGGUGAUAGUGAUACUAAACAAGGUAUUUGUAUUGCUUUAACUGAAUUAAUCAAAUCCGCUUCUAAUGAUGCAAUGAAUGAAUAUAGCCAUGUAUUUAUUCGUAUUGUUCGUGAUGCACUUAUUGAUUCAUCACCAAGGGUUAGAGAAGCUGCUGCACAAGGGUUCGAAGCAUUACAAGAAAUCUUGGGUAAGGUUGUCAUUGAUGAAAUUUUACCACAUUUAUUAAACUUGUUAGAAUCUUCAUCUCGUGAAACUUCUGAAAAUGCUUUAUCUGCAUUACAAGAUAUUAUGGCAACCAAAUCCGAAGUCAUUUUCCCGAUUUUGAUUCCAACCUUGUUAACUCCACCUAUCGAUGCUUUCAAAGCCAAGGCAUUAUCUUCAUUAGCAUCUGUUGCUGGUUCUGCAUUAUACAGACGUUUGAGUACAAUUAUUAAUACAUUGGUCCUGGCAGUAAUUGAAGCUAGAAAUGAAUCUGAAGAAUAUCAACAACAAAUUAAAGAUUCAUUUGAUCAAAUUUUAUUAGCAAUUGAUGACAAUGCUGGUGUUAAUCCAUUGAUGCAACAAUUAUUAUCAUUGGUUAAACAUGAAGAUUCUGCUAAGAGAGCUAUUGUUUAUGAAAGAUUAGGAAAUUUCUUUAGUAAUACGACUUUAGAUUAUUCUAUUUACACCCAAGAUAUGAUUGGACAAUUUAUCUUAUCAUUAGGUGAUAAAUCUCCACGAGUUGUUCAAGGUACUUUUGAUGCUUUAACCGCCUUGGUCAAAAACCAAAGUAAGGAGUCAUUAGAAAGAUUGGUUAAACCUGCUAGACAAGCAUUAAUUUUGACUGGUGUUAAGGGAGAAGAAUUAGCUGGUUUCAAACUUCCAAAGGGACCAAAUUGUAUUUUACCGAUUUUCUUACAUGGAUUAAUGUAUGGUAAUAAUGAACAACGUGAAGCAUCAGCAUUAUCUAUAGCUGAUAUUAUUGAUAAGACCCCAUCAGCUAAUUUAAGACCAUUUGCUACUACUAUCACUGGUCCAUUAAUUCGUGUUAUUGGUGAAAAAGUUAGUAGUGAUAUUAAGGCUGCUAUUUUAAUUGCCUUAACCAAUUUGUUAUUGAAGAUUCCACAAUUUUUAAGACCAUUUGUUCCACAAUUACAAAGAACUUUUGUUAGAUCCUUAAGUGAUGCUAAUAAUGAAACAUUAAGAGAAAAAGCCGUUAUUGCAUUAGGAGUAUUAAUUGAAUUCCAACCAAGAGUUGAUUCAUUAGUUACUGAAUUAGUAACUGGUGCUAAGAACACGGAUGAUUCAGGAGUUAAAAUGACAAUGUUGAAAGGUAUGUUAGAAGUUGUUAGUAAAGCAGGUAAUAAUAUGAAUGAAACCUCUAAGAAUUCAAUUAUGACCUUAGUUGAAGAAGAAAUCACCAAAGUAUCCGAUGAAAAAACUGCUGUUUCAUACGCUAGAUUAAUUGGAUCAUUACUGAAGAUUUUAUCUAGUGAUGAAGCUAAGAAUAUUUUGAAUGAUAAGGUAUUAAUCAAUGCCAAUUCUGGAGAUAUUCAAAAAUUGAAAUUCAGUAUUUUAUCAAUCAAUUCAUUUUUGAAAGAUUCUCCACAACAUAUUUUCCAAACUGAUUUAUUACAAGGAAUCAUUGAUUUUAUAAUAAGUGGAAGUAAUUCGAGAUUUGAUUACAUUAGUGAUAAUGCUACAAUUGCAAUUGGUAAAUUAUUUUUACAACUCGAGAAGAAACCUGAAUAUACCAUUGAUGAAGAAUUAAGAAUUGAAUUGAUUAAACAGUUAUCAAUAACCAUGAUCAAACCCGAAUCCAAUUCAAGUGACACUCGUCGUUUAUCAUUAGUUGUUAUUCGUACUUUGGCAAGAUACCAAUACGAAAAACUUAUCAAACCAAAUUGGACCUUGAUUGUACCAAGUGUAUUUACGUGUUUAAGAGAUGCGGUUAUUCCAAUUAGAUUAGCCGCUGAAAAAGCCUACUUAGCAAUUUUCAAUUUAAUUGAAGAUACUGAACUGAAAGAUUUUAAUCAAUACUUCAGCGAUAACACUAAUAUUAGUACGGUUAUUGGUGGGGCCAUUCAACCCAGAUCAAUUGGUGAUUAUACCAAGAGAGUUGCUAAUAGAUUAGCAUCGGUUGAACGAGAACGUAUCGAGGCCGGUGGUGACGACGAGACCUUGUUCAGUGACCGUAUUGAAGACGAACAAGAGGUAUGGGCCGUUGGGGGAGUUGACUUGAACAAUCAUUAG